Molecule: messenger RNA, 2007 nt
Organism: Sabethes cyaneus
Lineage: Eukaryota; Metazoa; Arthropoda; Insecta; Diptera; Culicidae
Gene: D2hgdh
Product: D-2-hydroxyglutarate dehydrogenase, mitochondrial
Exons: 6
Coding region: 435-1964 (509 amino acids)
Cellular component (GO): mitochondrion
Molecular function (GO): FAD binding; catalytic activity
Source: RefSeq, a predicted model, not a curated record
UGCCAAAUACCGUGUGCAUCAUGCAUGAUUUUCUCUUUGGUUCCUAAAACCGGUGACCGUUUGUUUCAAGUGCCAUUGUAAUCAGUAUUCUAUUCGGUUUGUUAUCGCUCGCCUGCCUGCUGUUCUAGUGAUACGACGUAUACUAUAAUUAUGCAAACUUUCACGAAAUUACUGAUUCAAUAGCAGUCGAUUGAACUGCAGCAGUCGUGAGCGGAGCCAAUUUCAAUCCCUACAGUUGAAGUGAACCACCAAUUAGCUGUUUCUCGAGUGCCAUUGAGCCGCACAAUUUGAACUUAUUUUCUUAAUGAACCUGCAUGUGGAUGGGUCAUCUUUUCUAUAAUAAGUUUCAAUCGUAGAACCAUAGCCUGCGUCUACGGUAAUCCGGCGUAGCUAGCUUUUCUCAUUAAUCGGCAAAAACAUAUCUUCAAGAAAACAUGCAUCUUCGUUCGCUUCUCUCUGCAACCGGUAAACUUUCCUUCCGAACGGUCGCGCUUCGACAGUUUGCUUCCGGUCAUCGCGAAAUCCCUGCUUUGACGAAGGAACGCUAUCCGUCGGUAAAGCGCGGUCAAUUUUCGGAAGUGUCCGACCGAGAUGUAGCACAGUUUGAGUCGAUUCUUGGCGACAAUAGUCGAGUGUUGACCCAACCGGAGGAAAUUCAAGGCUACAAUAUUGACUACUUAGGAAGCGUUCGUGGUUUUAGUAGGGUGGUUUUGAAACCCAAAAGUACCGAUGAAGUCGCCGAUAUAUUGAAAUAUUGUAACGAGCGAAAGCUGGCUGUAUGUCCGCAAGGGGGAAAUACCGGAUUAGUCGGAGGAUCGGUUCCAGUUUUCGACGAGGUCGUCAUAUCAAUGCAGUUGAUGAACAAAAUUGAACAAAUUGAUAAGUAUUCAGGGAUCUUGGUGUGUCAAUCUGGUUGUGUUUUGGAAACUUUGGAGCAAAAAGCUGCUGAAAAUGGUCUGGUUAUGCCAUUGGAUCUUGGAGCUAAGGGUUCUUGCCACAUAGGAGGCAACGUUUCGACUAAUGCUGGCGGCUUAAGAUUAGUUCGAUAUGGAAAUCUUCACGGUUCGGUGCUUGGCGUCGAAGCGGUCACCGCUGAAGGUCGCAUCAUGGAUUUAAUGUCCAACUUCAAGAAGGACAACACCGGGUACCAUCUCAAGCACCUGUUCAUAGGCUCUGAGGGUACGCUAGGAGUAAUCACUCGGCUAAGCAUAUUUUGUCCUACAGCUUCUAAAUCGGUGAAUGUUGCAUUUCUGGGACUGGACAGUUACGAGUCUGUCAAAAAGACUUUUCUUGCGGCUAAGCAAGGACUCGGUGAGAUCCUAUCCUCGUGUGAAAUGAUUGAUGCUCCUUCGUUAGAGAGCAGUACUUAUCACUUUAAUCUACAAUCACCUAUCGAAAAAUAUCCAUUCUACAUGUUGAUUGAAACGUCCGGAAGCAACAUGAGCCAUGAUGAGGAAAAACUUAACAAUUUUCUAGAAAAUACAAUGGAAAAAAGAUUAGUUCUUGAUGGCACAGUUACCAAUGAGCCUACCAAAAUGAGAAAUAUCUGGAAACUCCGCGAACUGAUACCGGACAGCUUAAUUAACGACGGAUACUGUUUCAAGUACGACAUAUCGCUUCCGUUGGAUAACUUUUACGACAUCGUACUAGCGGUGCGGGAAAGAGUUGGACCACUGGCAACCAAGGUAACCGGUUAUGGUCACAUCGGCGACUCCAACCUUCAUCUCAAUGUGUCUUGUCCAAAGUACCGCGCCGAGAUUCACAAACUGCUGGAGCCGUAUGUCUACGAGUAUACAUCGAACGUUCGAGGCAGCGUUAGUGCCGAGCACGGAAUUGGAUUCCUUAAAACUAAAUAUCUCAAGUAUUCCAAACGGCCGGAAUCGUUAGCCUUGAUGAGCCAGAUGAAGCAGCUGAUGGAUCCGAAUGGGAUAUUGAAUCCGUACAAGGUGCUACCACAGGUUUGAGUUUAACCUUUUAUAUAUUAAGAUGGAAAAUACAAUAAAACGA